AUGACUUCGAUUUACACAUCUACGGAACCUACUACUUCUGCUUUCACAACCGAAGAAUACAAACCGCAGUUAGUUGAAGGUGUAAAUUCUGUGCUUGUUAUUGGAUCAGGUGGUCUUUCUAUUGGUCAAGCUGGUGAAUUCGAUUAUAGUGGUUCUCAAGCUAUCAAAGCUCUAAAGGAAGAUGACAAGUUCACCAUAUUGAUCAAUCCAAAUAUCGCCACUAACCAAACGUCCCAUUCUCUGGCUGAUAAGAUCUACUACUUGCCCGUCACACCAGAAUACAUCACAUAUAUCAUCGAACUUGAAAGGCCAGACGCCAUACUUUUGACCUUCGGUGGUCAAACGGGGCUAAACUGCGGUGUAGCUCUGGACCAAUCUGGAGUUUUGGCCAAAUAUAACGUCAAAGUUUUGGGUACCCCCAUCAAGACUUUGAUCACUUCUGAAGAUAGAGACCUUUUCGCAUCUGCAUUGAGGGAAAUCGAUAUCCCGAUUGCGGAAUCCUUUGCUUGUGAAACUGUAGAUGAAGCCUUGGAUGCUGCUGAAAGAGUCAAAUACCCUGUUAUUGUCAGAUCGGCAUAUGCCCUGGGAGGGUUGGGCUCGGGUUUUGCUAACAAUGCUAGUGAAAUGAAGGAGCUUACUGCGCAAUCCUUAUCUCUGGCCCCACAAAUUCUCGUUGAAAAAUCUUUGAAAGGCUGGAAAGAAGUGGAGUAUGAAGUUGUUAGGGAUAGGGUCGGUAAUUGUAUCACAGUAUGUAACAUGGAAAACUUUGACCCACUGGGUGUUCACACCGGUGAUUCUAUAGUUUUCGCUCCAUCGCAAACUUUAUCAGAUGAAGAAUUUCAUAUGUUGAGAUCUGCGGCCAUCAAAAUCAUUAGGCACCUGGGGGUUAUUGGUGAAUGUAAUGUCCAAUAUGCCUUGCAGCCUAAUGGGUUAGAUUAUAGAGUUAUUGAAGUGAAUGCCCGUCUCUCUCGUUCCUCUGCGUUGGCCUCUAAAGCUACCGGUUAUCCCCUAGCAUAUACAGCCGCUAAAAUUGGCUUAGGAUACACCUUGCCAGAAUUGCCCAACCCAAUUACAAAGACUACCGUGGCUAAUUUUGAGCCAUCUUUAGACUAUAUUGUGGCCAAAAUUCCCAAAUGGGAUCUUUCCAAGUUUCAAUAUGUGGACAGGUCCAUUGGUUCCUCCAUGAAAUCAGUCGGUGAAGUUAUGGCCAUCGGCAGAAACUAUGAAGAGGCCUUCCAAAAGGCAUUGAGACAAGUGGAUCCAUCAGUAUUAGGUUUCCAAGGUUCUGCGGAAUUUGGCGAUGGACUUGAUGAAGCCUUGAGAACUCCAACGGAUAGAAGAGUCCUCGCCAUCGGUCAAGCCUUAAUCCAUGAAAAUUAUACUGUCGAGAGAGUUAACGAACUGAGUAACAUUGACAAAUGGUUUCUCUACAAGUGUAUGAAUAUUGUUAACAUUUAUAAAGAGCUUGGAUUAGUUGAGUCCUUGAGUCAUUUGAACAAGGACCUUUUGCAGAGAGCUAAGAAAUUAGGAUUUUCCGAUCAACAAAUUGCAGUUACUAUUAACAAGCACUCUUCCGCGAAUAUUAGCGAAUUGGAAGUUAGAAGUUUGAGGAAGAAAUCAGGAAUUAUCCCAUUUGUUAAGAGAAUUGAUACUCUGGCGGCAGAAUUUCCAGCACAGACUAACUAUUUGUACACCACAUACAACGCUACUAAGAACGAUGUGGAGUUUAAUGAAAACGGCAUGCUUGUUCUAGGUUCAGGUGUCUAUCGUAUUGGUUCGUCAGUGGAAUUUGAUUGGUGUGCUGUGAACACCGCCAAAACCUUAAGAGCUCAAGGUAAGAAAACUAUCAUGAUAAAUUAUAACCCAGAAACUGUCUCGACAGAUUUCGAUGAAGUUGAUAGAUUAUACUUUGAAGAAUUAUCGUAUGAAAGAGUAAUGGACAUUUACGAAAUGGAGCAAGCCGAGGGCUGUGUCAUUUCUGUCGGUGGACAAUUGCCUCAAAACAUUGCUUUGAAGCUCUACGAUAACGGCUGCAAUAUAUUGGGUACUAAUCCAAAUGAUAUUGAUAGAGCUGAAAACAGGCACAAAUUUUCUUCAAUUUUGGAUUCCAUUAAUGUCGACCAGCCUGAAUGGAGUGAGCUAACAUCCGUUGAAGAGGCCAACUUAUUCGCAUCUAAAGUUAACUAUCCUGUAUUGAUUCGUCCAUCCUAUGUUCUUUCUGGUGCGGCAAUGAGUGUUGUUAACAACGAAAAGGAACUUAAGACCAAGUUGACUUUGGCGUCUGAUGUUUCCCCUGACCAUCCAGUCGUCAUGUCUAAAUUCAUUGAAGGUGCCCAAGAAAUAGAUGUUGACGCAGUUGCUUAUGAUGGUACCGUCCUGGUACAUGCAAUUUCUGAGCAUGUGGAGAAUGCAGGCGUCCAUUCUGGUGAUGCUUCAUUGAUCUUACCGCCACAACAUCUCUCUGAGCAUGUGAAGAUAUCCUUAAAGGAUAUCGCUGAUAAGGUCGCCAAAGCUUGGAAAAUCACUGGUCCUUUUAAUAUGCAAAUCAUCAAAGAUGGAGAACACGUGUUGAAAGUAAUUGAAUGUAAUAUCAGGGCUUCUAGAUCUUUCCCAUUCGUUUCUAAAGUUCUAGGCGUUAAUUUCAUUGAAAUUGCUGUAAAGGCGUUCUUGGGCGGCGAUAUUGUACCAAAACCAGUUGAUUUAAUGCUCAACAAGAAGUAUGAUUAUGUUGCUACUAAAGUUCCUCAAUUCUCUUUUACGAGAUUAGCUGGUGCUGAUCCUUUCUUGGGGGUUGAAAUGGCAUCUACUGGUGAAGUUGCAUCAUUUGGUAAAGAUUUAAUUGAAAGCUACUGGACUGCUAUCCAAAGUACGAUGAACUUCCAUGUACCUUUGCCUCCAAGUGGUAUUCUAUUUGGUGGUGAUUUAUCUAAGGAAUAUUUGGGCCAAGUGGCUUCUAUAGUGGCCACUAUCGGUUACAGAAUUUAUACUACCAAUGAAGCGGCCAAAAGUUAUCUACAGAAACACAUCAAAGAGAAGGAUCUGCAGGUAUCUUUGAUCGAAUUCCCAAAGAAUGACAAGAGAAAAUUGCGAGAGCUUUUCCAGAAAUACGAUAUUAAAGCUGUUUUCAAUUUAGCUUCUAAGAGAGCAGAAAGCACUGAUGAUGUUGAUUAUAUUAUGAGGAGAAAUGCUAUUGAUUUUGCCAUUCCAUUAUUCAAUGAACCUCAGACUGCCUUAUUAUUUGCCAAGUGUUUGAAAGCGAAAAUUGCGGAAAAGAUCAAAAUUUUAGAAUCUCAUGACGUUAUAGUCCCACCAGAAGUUCGUUCGUGGGACGAAUUUCUUGGCUUCAAAGCAUAUUGA
Saccharomyces kudriavzevii IFO 1802 is the source of this 3357-nucleotide messenger RNA. RefSeq names its product carbamoyl-phosphate synthase (glutamine-hydrolyzing) CPA2 (gene CPA2). The transcript has a single exon. Bases 1 to 3357 code for a protein of 1118 amino acids. Gene Ontology annotation, cellular component: cytoplasm; cytosol. The record is from RefSeq and is a predicted model, not a curated record. Gene Ontology annotation, molecular function: dihydroorotase activity; metal ion binding; aspartate carbamoyltransferase activity. Gene Ontology annotation, biological process: UTP biosynthetic process; 'de novo' pyrimidine nucleobase biosynthetic process; L-citrulline biosynthetic process. Lineage: Eukaryota; Fungi; Ascomycota; Saccharomycetes; Saccharomycetales; Saccharomycetaceae.